This is a messenger RNA of Hibiscus syriacus, 1184 nucleotides long. Its product is annotated as MADS-box protein 04g005320-like. NCBI's taxonomy places the organism in Eukaryota, Viridiplantae, Streptophyta, Magnoliopsida, Malvales, Malvaceae. Gene Ontology annotation, biological process: positive regulation of transcription by RNA polymerase II. The record is from RefSeq and is a predicted model, not a curated record. Gene Ontology annotation, cellular component: nucleus. The coding region runs from base 234 to 947 and encodes 237 amino acids. The transcript is spliced from 7 exons. Gene Ontology annotation, molecular function: DNA-binding transcription factor activity, RNA polymerase II-specific; protein dimerization activity; RNA polymerase II cis-regulatory region sequence-specific DNA binding.
GACGAAGAUAAAUACAUUGAAAACGCUAGUGCCCCCACUUUGUUUUGUUUUCUUAUCUUUUUUUCCUUUGUUUUCUGAGGUACGAAAUAGUGAAAACCUAAUGGCUUUGGUGUAUUAGAGUUCCCUCAUAUAACAUUAUCAUAAAGAACAGAACAGAGGGAACGGCUCCUUUACCCUAAAGAAGAAAGAGAGGAGGGAAUUGGGUAGUUGAAUAAUAAUAAUAUUAUAGUACAAUGGGGAGAGGGAAAGUGGUGUUGAAGAGGAUCGAGAACAAGAUAAACCGACAGGUGACGUUUGCAAAGAGGAGGAAUGGGUUGCUGAAGAAGGCUUACGAGCUUUCGAUUCUCUGUGAUGCCGAGGUUGCUCUCAUCAUCUUCUCUAAUCGUGGCAAGCUCUAUGAGUUUUGCAGCACUUCUAGCAUAGCUAAGUUACUUGAGAAGUACAACAGUUGCACCUAUGGAGCAUUGGAAUCUGGUCAAUCAGAAAUUGACACACUGAGCAAGUACCAGGAAUAUUUGAAGCUCAAAGAAAACUUUGAGGUCCUGCAGCAUUCACAGAGACAUUUUCUUGGGGAAAAUUUAGGUGACUUGGGCACCAAGGAACUGGAGCAGGUUGAGCACCAGUUGGAUUUCUCAUUGAAGGAAAUCAGAUAUAGAAAGAUGCAGAUGAUGAUCGACCAACUUUCUGAGCUGCAAACAAAGGAAGAAGCCCUACUGGAAACCAACAGAAACCUGAGAAGGAAGUUGGAGGAAAAUAGUUCGACAAUACGAUCGUCAUGGGAGACUGGGGAGCAAAGCAUUCCAUACAACCAUCCGCCGCCACCUCAGCAGGAUGGAUUUUUCGAGCCUUUACAUUGCAGGUACAAUCCUAGUAAUAUUCCAGAUGAGGAUGCUGCUACAUGCUCUGCAGUUGCACCAGGUGGAUUUAUCCCUGGUUGGAUGCUUUGAUUGUUUGAGCUUUAAUUAACAGAAUUCCAUAUUUUCUCAUAUAAAGUGAUUGGAAAUUAAGAAUAGACAAUAAUCAAGCAGAUCCCAACUUUUAUUUUGUUGUAUCUCUUAUGGAGGAUGCCUGCAUGCAUAGUUGCGAAGCUCCAAUACUGUAAACACGUUGGAUGCCAUUGUUGGACACUAAGAAUGCCAAGUGUUUACUCCUAGAAUGUGGUGUUAUUACUGGGUUUUUUUAUA